UUAAUGAGCUUCUAGCUAAGCUUCUGCAGCAAUGGGCGGGCGUAGGGGAGAGCGCGGAUGCCCGGCGUCAAGGGUGGCGUCAGCCGAUCGCGAACCGGUUUCAUGCACCCCUGCAGCCUCUAAUUAGGUGCAACGCUGCGCUGCAGCACUUCAUACUUGAGUUGUCAACAAUCGAACACCACUUCUUUAGUUGGCUCUUGCACACGCAUAACGGCCCCAAACGCCUUUCGUCGAUUCUAUGUUCGGCUCCUUGGUGAACCGCGCUCGUCUAGUUGCUCUUAAUCUCACUCGUAAGCUCGCUCAGCCAGCUGAAGGCGGUGGCGUCACAGGGCUCUCGCUGCUUGCUCGGCGCUCGCUCCUAACCUCCAGGCGCCUAGGCCUGCUGGGCCGCGGGCGCGGCCUGCUGGCCGGCUCCGCCACCGCGGGCGCCUUCAUGUGGCAGGACGCCGGCGCGGCUCUGGCGCACGGCCUGCACACCUCCUCCGGACUCCUCAGCUCCGCCGCGGGGUCGCUGUUCGGCGGCGGCGGCCGAGUGGAGAUGGGGCUGCUGGGAUGGCUGUGUGUGGACCUGGGUAUCAACUGGGCUGGCUGGGCGGUGGCGGCGGCGCUCAAGACUGAGAAGUUCUACGACCUGUUGGGCAGCGCCUCCUUCCUCACGCUCACCGUGGGUAGCCUGCUCACGGGCGGGGCCAGCGGCGCACGCAAGUUCCUGGUGAGCGGCAUGGUGGCGGCCUGGGCGGUGCGGCUGGGGUCCUACCUGGUCACGCGCGUGGUCAAGACCGGCGGCGACGCACGCUUUGACGACGUCAAGGACAAGCCGGGCAAGUUCUUCGUGUACUGGACAAUGCAGGCGGUGUGGGUGUUCGUGUCGCUGCUGCCUGUGCUGUGCAUCAACGGCGGCCGGGCGCCGGUGCCGCUGGGGCCGCUGGACAUGCUGGGCAUCGCUGUGUACGGGCUGGGCAUGGCUCUGGAGGUGACUGCAGACUGGCAGAAGGCGGCCUGGAAGUCGCGGCCCGAGAACAAGGGCCGCUUCAUCGACGAGGGGCUGUGGUCGCUCAGCCGGCACCCCAACUACUGCGGCGAGAUGAUGAUCUGGUGGGGCGUGUUCCUGACCUGCGCCCCCGGGUUCGGUGCCGCCUGGCAGUACGUGUCGGUUGCCUCGCCGGUGGUGGUGAUGCUGCUGCUGCGCUACGUCAGCGGCGUGCCGCUACUGGAGCAGAUGGGCGAGCAGCGCUGGGGCACGGAGCCGGCAUUCCAGGAGUACAAGGCGCGCACCAACCUGCUGCUGCCGCUGCCGCGCUUCAAGGAUACGCACGUCAACUGAACGCCAGUUCAGGCGAAGGAGCGGAAGAGCUAGGGACUGGGACUGGGCUUGGGGCUACGGACGGGCUUUGGGAACGCGCCCACGGAGGGAGCCCUUGUGGGGGCGAGCUGUGUAUUGUGUGUCCAUGGCAGCAGUCCGUGCGUGCAUCCAUCAGCCGGGCAGACAGCGCGGCAGGUGCACGCCAGCUGUGGCGGGUCGAGGGAGCGCGCUGGGCUGGAGGCGUGGGGCAACACCGGCACGCGUCCUGGCGUGGGCGGUUUGCAUGCUUAUUAAGCUGCUGGCGUGCUCAGCCGCCGCAUGCGUUUUAAGACAUUCACCACGAGUGUGCCGGGCUGUCUAUGCGGUGACUUCAGUUUUGGUCUUGUCGUUAGGGGUGAUCGGACUGCGCUUUUGACGCGUGCUUAUAUGAAAGUGUAGAUUGUGCUGCGCGCAUGAGAGCGUUCGUCACUUGUUUACGGCGUGCUUGAGAGUGAUUCGAGAGAGAGAGAGAGAGAGCGGCUUGGGUUCGCCGAUUUGGAGGGCGAGUGAAUGAGUUGAGGGAGCUUUGAGCAGCUUGGCCCUGGGGAUGACGAACUCGUCAACAUGUGCUCCUGUGGAGCGAGCGCCAAGUUUUUGCCACGAGUUUUGGCCCGAGCGCACAUGUUAACAAGUGCUGCGUUUUGUUUGUGGGUAAGUUGACGUGCCGUAGGUCCGUAGCAAGGUGGCCGGGGCUUUCUAACUGCGAAUGUGGUAGCCUGGUGGGAGCGGGGUUGGCCCACGGCUGAGGCACAAGCACACUAAGCAGGUGUGUGACCGGAUGUCACAGGCAUACCAGCAGCCCAAUCCCUGCAUCAGCACUCAGGUCAGCCUCGUGUAAACUCAUUUGGUG
Molecule: messenger RNA, 2192 nt
Organism: Chlamydomonas reinhardtii
Lineage: Eukaryota; Viridiplantae; Chlorophyta; Chlorophyceae; Chlamydomonadales; Chlamydomonadaceae
Exons: 8
Coding region: 239-1324 (361 amino acids)
Biological process (GO): lipid metabolic process
Cellular component (GO): membrane
Molecular function (GO): oxidoreductase activity, acting on the CH-CH group of donors
Source: RefSeq, a predicted model, not a curated record